Molecule: messenger RNA, 864 nt
Organism: Diuraphis noxia (Russian wheat aphid)
Lineage: Eukaryota; Metazoa; Arthropoda; Insecta; Hemiptera; Aphididae
Product: zinc finger BED domain-containing protein 5-like
Source: RefSeq, a predicted model, not a curated record
AUGUCGGAAAAUGUGAAAAUAGCUAUUAUUACUGUUUUAAAACAAAGUGAAUAUUUUUCGCUACAACUGGAUGAAAGCACAGACGUUGCUGGCGAAGCUAAUUUAUUAGUUUUUGUUCGUUUUGAGUUGAAUGGUAAUAUUGAAGAAGAAAUGCUGUUUUGUCAGUCUUUGUCGACAAAAACAACUGGCGAAGACAUUUUUAAAUCUGUUGAUAGCUUUAUAAAAGGAAACAAAGUAGAUUGGUCAAAGUGUGUAGGUUUGACAACUGAUGGGGCACGUGCUAUGUCUGGAAUUCAUACUGGAUUAAUUGUCAGAGUUAGGUCAGUUGCUCCUUUAGUUCAAUGGACACAUUGUAGCAUACAUAGAGAGGCUCUUGCAGUUAAAGGUUUAGACGAGUGUCUCAAAAAAACUCUUGAUGGAGCAGUUAAAAUCGUCAACUUUAUUAAAGCAAGGCCUAAAAACUCCAGACUGUUUGGUGUUUUGUGUGAUGAAAUGGGAAGUGAACACAAACAGCUUUUACUUCACUGUGAUGUUCGUUGGCUGUCAAGAGGUAAAGUGUUAUCAAGAUUGUUUGAACUCCGUGAUGAACUUAGGGUUUUCCUUAUGGAAGGGGGUUAUGAUGGAAAACUUGCAAGUUCCUACUUAGAAUUGGUGACCGAUGAAAACUGGUUGAAACGAUUGGCGUAUUUGGCGGAUAUUUUUGGUGCCCUCAACGUUCUUAAUUUAACUUUGCAAGGCAAACACAUUCAUAAGUUUUUUGUGCAAGACAAAGUUGAUGCAAUGAUAAUCAAGCUUCAACGAUGGGCUCUAAAAGUAGAACAAGAUUCCUUCAAUGCAUUUCCAGUCCAACAUGAUUUUCUUUAA